AUGGUUCUUGCGUUUACAAAAUUAAACAGCAUUAUUAUUCAGAAAUCCACAAAGGAGAAUCAGUGGAAAGUAUCUAUAACAACAGCAACACCUUCAUUGAGCAGUUUUAAUUUAACAUUGUUAACUCUUCUACAACUUAUCAGUAGUACACAUUCUGUGGCAACAACCGUAGCUCCAACAUUUACUCAAAGAAAAUUAUUUGUUAAUGAAACAUCAUGGCCGACAGCAACCAACGUUUGCAUAUCACAAGUAAUCGAUCAAAGGUUAAUCUAUUAUUCGUUACCCUACCGUAUUCUGGCCGGUCUAUUAAUUGUACCCAUAGUAAUUUGUGCCAUCGGUGGAAAUAUACUUGUAAUCUAUGUCAUUAAACAUUUUCGAUCAUUAAGAAUAACGGGUAAUGUAUUUUUGGCAUCUUUGGCAUUUGCUGAUGUUGGUGUUAGUACAACGGCUAUGACAUUCUAUGGUUUACAGUUGCUAACGGGUAAAUGGUUAUUAGGUGCAUUUAUGUGUCGUCUAUGGUUCUCGUGCGAUGUCCUAUUUUCAACGGCAUCCAUUAAUCAUUUAACAUGUAUAUCGUUAGAUCGUUAUUUGUCAAUUGUAAGACCAUUUGAACAUGAACGACGUUCAAGUGAAAGACGACGUUAUUUAAUGAUUGCUUUAUGUUGGAUAUUAUCGUGUUUACUAUCGUUUAUACCUAUAUUUACGGGUAUUUAUACAUCACGUAAACAAAUACACGAAAUCAAUUGUCUAAAUGAAGUGACUGGACGAUGCUUAUUUAUUGUUAACCAAAUUUAUGCUAUUGUUUCGUCGUGUGUCUCAUUUUGGGUACCCGGUGCUGUAAUGGUAGCCAUGUACGUCAUGCUGAUAAGAAUUGCUGAUGCGAAAGAACGUGAAGUGUUCCACAUGAAUGUUGCCCAUAGACAACGAGCAUCCAACGCAAACGCUAUCACAUUUAUGAGGCGUUUAAGUGACGAUCAUAAUGCAGGUGUACGUUCAAGUCUUAUUGAUAUUCAAACACCGCGAAAUCAAUUAGAAACGAACAGCAAUAAUAAUCAUACUACGAAUGAUCGUCCCAUUGUUCAUAAGGAAUCAACGUCACAAAAUAUGAGACAUCAACAACAACAAAGAGACAAAGAUUCUGGUCGCGGUACAUCAAAUGGUGAACGUCGAUCCAUUGAUAUUGAUGGUAGCAUUUUGGAGCCAAGAAAUAGUCAAGUGCAACAUUUGAAGCGUGAACGUCGUGCAGUAAAGACAUUGGGUGCAAUUAUGAUUGCAUUUAUUGUUUGUUGGUUACCAUUUUUUAUACGCUAUUCAGCAUGUGAACCAAAUCACUGUCGAUGGAAAUAUAUGCCAAUCGUUGAAGACCUCGUAUUUUGGAUUGGCUAUUUUAACUCAUGUAUUAAUCCGUUUCUCUAUGCAUUUCAUAAUAAAGAUUUUCGAUUUGCAUUUCGGAAAACAUUAAAACCACUAUUUUCAUUUUGUUUUGCAUGCUGCAGUGAAAGACGUCACAGCAUAAACAGUGUAACUUGAAUAGCGAUUGUUGCGAAAAGCGGUGGUGGUUAUGCUACUGAUAGUUCUUUUCUAUGAAAAAAGAAAAAUGUUAAAAAUAAUUUAUUAACAAAUCAUGCACAUUCAAACAGUAAUUCAAAUAAUUUGAACGGUGCUGGGGAAAAUAGUAUUUCAUCCAAAUGGAAUUUUUGUAUGUUGUUGUUCUUGUUUUAUAAUUGCAAUGUUUAGUGCCUUUUAUUGUAUUUUCGCUUUUUAAAAUCAAAACUGUGAUUUCUCUUGAUCGAAAACUGUUUAAAUGUCCUAAAUUUUGUACGUGUUUUUAUGUUACUCUGUUUUUAUCUCGUAACUUUUGUUGCUUGAAGCCCGGUGAAUAAUUAUUAUUUUUUCAGAAAAAGAUAAACUGUACAAAAAUAAAAUAAAUUAGCUUUAGUAUGCUUCCAUGACAGUUCAUAAAGCUGAUUCAAAAGAUUUGUUUUAUUAUGAAUAUAAGGUAGAAAACCAUUUACGCACUUGCGAGAUCUACAUCCUUGAAAUAGAAUUGAAAUAUAGAUUAUUCAGUUAACAAUGAUUAAAACGCGUGGAAAAUGCUGCCUCCAGUCAUCUGCGUCUAUCACUCUAAGACAUAUUAUCGGUCCUUGCAUACUAUGUUGCAACCCCCCAAUGUAAAUAACGGAUUUUAUUUAUGAUGGUCAAUUUUCAAAUUAUUUUUUCUUGGGAUAUGGACAAAUAGAACACCAUAUUGUUUUGCUUCCUUAAUAUUCCUUUCAGUA
This is a messenger RNA of Didymodactylos carnosus, 2279 nucleotides long. The record is from the annotation of a GenBank genome assembly. NCBI's taxonomy places the organism in Eukaryota, Metazoa, Rotifera, Eurotatoria, Philodinida, Philodinidae.